AUCUUUGAUACGAGCACAAGAUGGCGGGUGUGUGAUGGUUGUAGUGGUACAGUCGUACUUUUUUCCCCGUCACAUCUGUCAGAGUGUGUCGUUCCGCUCCACGUGACGCCGGAGACCCGAGCGAGGUGUGAUCGGUGACGUGGUCAUAGAUCGAUCUACCACCGGACAGGAGCGUUGAGCGUGUAGCUGCUCGCACGGCACGGGUCAUCGUGAGCUGCUAGCCGGGGAGCUACACUCUCACUCUCGGUUUCACAACUCGCUUCUCAAGCCAGCGAUCCAGAGCCGAGGGGGAACAGGGAAGCACAUGGGGCAGCUCGGCCGACAUGGGGGUUAAUGAGUCGUGCAGGCGGAGACAUGAGUGUGACGUGUCUUUGUGACUUUGAAAAAAAAGUUUUGGUCUGACAUUGAAAGUCGACAAGUCACCUCCGUGCACGCGGUGUGCGGUGUGAUCGUCUGAUUGUGUUGUUUGCCGUGUGGGCUCCCGCAAGAGGGGCUUGUCCCGCAGGGGGAUGGCCCUGAACUCCUAUCUGACAGUGGGCCUCCACACUCAGGAGUUUGUUUACAGAUGGGGCAAUGGGGCAUUACAUUUUUCAAGAUUUUAUUAUUUUUCAGUUGAGUCAUUAUAUUUACAGAUGAGUUGACAUUGCUUUUGAAAUGUACAACAUUGACUUAUUUUCAUCUAUGGAUCUUAAUUUUGCACUGUUGUUGAUGAAACAGGAAAGGCUUUAGACUGCUGCUUAAUCUGAGACAAAAGCCUCACUUCCUCCUCUGGUUUAUGUUUCCUCACACACACACACACACACACACACACACACACACACACACACACACGCACACAUAACACACUUGUGUGCACACACUCUAGCUCUAUCUAGCCAAAACCUCUGUGAAAUUAUGAUAAGCCAACCAUAUGUGUUUGCAGCACUUUCAUUAAUGACUUCCAUCGCCUUUUAUCCACAGAACUAGUGCCUUGGAGGAUUGGUUGCCAUGGCAACUUCUGGCUACUCGGAGGACCUUCAGCCUCAGCAGGCCAACUCAGUAACCCUAGCAACCCCUGCUUCCACCACACCCUCGUCCACGAAGACGACACACUUCCUGUCCGAGAUCCCACCCGCCUCUGGAGCCACCGCAACCGCCAACCAAUCGACCGGCCUCUCCAAAGCCGGACAGGAUGCACUUUGUUCUCAAGCUCCGCCCCCCCAGGCCCAGAGCCAGAAGGCAGUGGUUCUGACCACUCCCACGCAGCACUAUGUGUCCCCUACCAUCCAGCACUCGACGGUCCAGAAAAGUAAUGGUCCGAGUGGUUCUCCUCAGUACAUCAUAGUCACGGUCACAGAGGGCUCUGUUCACUCCAAUGACAGUCUGUCGGACUCCAGCCCGUCUGGCCCUGGCGUUCCGACUCAGGUGGUCCAACCGGUGCAGACCACCACACAACAGAGGUCAGUGUUGCAGGCAGUGUCACAGGCAGCCAAGAGAAUUCAGACAGGCCACAUCAGCAACCUGCAGCCGGUGCUCAUUAACCAGGAGGUGGAGCAUGUGUACCCUGGCCAGGUGCAGUAUGUGGACGGAGGCGGAGAUACAACCUUCACCACAUCCAACAUUCGAUCAAGCAACUACCCUUUCUCCGACUCGCCGCUCUACUCCCAGACCCCUCCCAUCUCCUCUUCCACUUACUAUGAGGAUACGCCCGGCUCCGAGUCCGACAUCGGCGGGGCUGUGACCUCAGUUUCUGUGGCAACAGGAGGAGCCAAUAGCGGGGCAGCUGCGGGGGGAGCGGGCUACAUCGUUCAGGGAAGUUAUGUGUUAGGAGGAGGAGGGGGAGCAUCAGCAGGUGGAGGAGGAGGAGGAGGAGGAGGACAGAGUUACACUAGCCCUAACUCUCGUGCCCCACCUGCUACUGUGCAGUGGCUGUGUGAUAACUACGAGGGGGCGGAGGGGGUGAGUUUACCUCGCUGUACCCUUUACUACCACUACUUGCUGCACUGCCAGGAGCAGAAACUAGAACCUGUUAAUGCUGCAUCCUUCGGGAAACUCAUCAGGUCUGUCUUCAUGGGGCUACGUACGAGAAGAUUAGGGACUAGAGGGAAUUCUAAGUACCACUACUACGGCCUGAGGAUUAAAUCUGGUUCCCCGCUCCUAAGACUGAUGGAUGAGCAGCAGCACAUGGCGAUGAGGCAGCAGCCUUUUUCACAGAAAAACAGGAUAAAGCCAGCUCAGAAGACACAGGGGAUCACAAACGGUACAUCAGGUGGGACGGGUCAACAGCAGGCAGCGGCGCUCUGUGAUAUUUCAGCCCAGGUCCAACAGUAUCAGCAGUUUCUGGAGGCGUCAAGGCUGCUGCCAGUCUUUGUGGACGUGGAUCUGCAAGACGGCCCCCUGCCUGAUGGGAUCCUUUUAGAAAACCUCAAGGCCUUUCAGACCCUCUACAGAGAACACUGUGAGGCCGUUCUGGAUGUGAUGGUCAACCUUCAGUUCACUCUCGUGGAGACACUGUGGAAAUCCUUCUGGAGGUUCAGCCAGAGCAAUGACACAGAAUCUCUCAACCUGCACAAUGAGUCUGAGAAGCGACUGCCCAAGUCCUGCCUGGUGGUGCUGUGUAAGUUUGAGCCAGUGCUGCGCUGGACGAAGGAGUGCGACAACCUGCUGUACCAGACUCUGGUGGAGAUCCUCAUCCCGGACGUACUUAGACCAAUCCCGAGUGCCUUAACUCAGGCCAUCCGUAACUUUGCCAAGAGUCUGGAGAAUUGGUUGACCGGUGCCAUGAUGGACAUUCCAGAGGAGAUGGUUCGCAUAAAGGUGGUGUGCGUCAGCUCUUUCUCCCAAACGCUGCGACGCUACACCAGCCUGAAUCACCUGGCUCAGGCUGCCCGGGCCGUGCUCCAGAACUCAGCUCAGAUCAACCAGAUGCUCUCCGACCUCAACCGUGUGGAUUUCACCAAUGUACAGGAGCAGGCGUCCUGGGUGUGUCAGUGUGAUGACAAUGUGGUCCAGAGGCUGGAGCAGGACUUUAAAAUGACUUUGCAGCAGCAGAACUCCCUGGAGCAGUGGGCUACCUGGCUGGAUAGUGUCGUCUCCCAGAUGCUAAAGCCGUACGAGCAGAAUCCUGUCGCCCUACCGAAGGCUGCAAAGAUCUUCCUGCUCAACUGGUCCUUCUACAGUUCUAUGGUCAUCCGAGACCUGACUCUGCGCAGCGCCGCCAGUUUUGGCUCCUUUCACCUGAUCCGCUUGCUGUAUGAUGAGUACAUGUACUACCUGAUAGAGCACAGGGUGGCCCAGGCUAAAGGAGAGACACCCAUUGCUGUCAUGGGAGAAUUUGCCAGCACUGUCAAGAGAAGAACCUCUCCAGACAUGGAAAAAGAAGAAGAAGAAGAGGACGAGGAAGAGGAGAGUGAAGACGAGAGCGGCGACCUCGUGCUGCAGUCCAGCUCUCUGAGCGCGGUCGACGAGGAGUCGAUGGAACCGCCCGCCAAGCAGCCCAGGGCAUCUUUAAAUCUGCACACACCUUAGCAAGUAGUCAUCUGAAGAACUAACAGGCUCCACUUCAUGCCCAUGUUUGCUUUAAGUUAAACAUCAUAUCAUGGUCGUUCUGUCGAGAUGUUUGACGUAGAGUCUGUGGCCGUUUGGUGCGUGUGAUAAAACUGGGAGAACCCUUUGCCAAUUAUGUAUGUUCCGCUUUUUCUUUUUGCUGCCAUUCUUUUUACUCCUUCACCUGAUCAUUAACAAUCCUUCCCUGUGCCUUCCCUGUGUGUGUGUAGUGGCUCUGCGUCAGUAUCCACUCCUGGCCAGCCUCAGCUGUACAGUAUAUACAGUGUGUGCUGGCCUCCCUGCUGCCCUGCCUUAACCACUGACCUGAUUGCUGUGGAGAGAUGAGAAGACUGCAGCAGUUUCCAUUGUAAAACGUCUAAAGUCCAAACUAUCUUACAUUGCCUUUUAAAGCAAUGACUAUGCAGUUGAGCUGGACUUUAUUGAGCAGCAGUCUGAAUUAUGAUUUAUACAUUUUUUUUUGUCUCAGAGUAGCAUCUGGUAUGAUACUGCAAUUUUGUGAUUUACAGCUAUUUGUGGAUGCCAUAUUUGACUUUGUGGUUUUUGGUUCAUUUUGGCCAACUAACUGAUACCCUGUGCCUUUGCGAGAUUAAGAGCCUGGAAAAAAAAAGAAAGAAAAAAGCUUGUAUUCUAUAUAUUCUGUAUCGGUGGAUUAAUAAAUGAGGGUCCUGUGAGGUGGCUUUGGUGUUGUCAUGAGCUUUUGCUGGCUGUUUAGAAAAGAAACCGAGAUUUUCGAUGGUUGAGCUUUGUUGUGAUGAGUCCACCCAGUUUGCUUUUCAUCCAUCCUUCCAUCCCUCCAUCCCUCCAUCUAAACUCAUUAUAUAUCUUAUACACACUCAAACUCCUUCUGGACAGACAGUGCUACCCUACCAUGAACACGUUGAUAAACAGUGCAUCCUUAGUCCAAAGCUUAUCCACACUUUACUACACUGUAUCUAUGGCAACCUCUGUACCAGCUAGAUGUACCAACCACAGUUUUUGUAGUGUAAAAGUAGUUUAUUUUUUAUUUUCUGGGUUUCUAUGUUGACUAUAUUACAGAUAAUCUAUCUUAUGUACCUUUUGUGAAUGCUUUCAAAUGUGGGGACUGUUUGUAUUUUGUUGAACCAUCACUGCCUUAAGAAACAUGUCGUGCUGUGUCCACCAUCCAGAGUAUUGAGCUAUAUUUUUAUUGUGAUGAUGAUGAUGAUGAUGAUGAUGGACCAAGCAUGUGAAUAUGGUGGCUGGCUUUCUAAAAUGACCUUUUCUAAAGAGCACAUGCUCAACCAGCAGCUUCACGUGUGGGCAGGAGCAGAUAUUGAUUUUAUGAAGCGUUGGACUUGUAGAAAAGAUGAUUGUCAUUGGGAGACUGCAGGAAGACCUGAUUUUAAGAUCCCACCAAAGAGCACUGAAUAGGAAAAAAAAAAGGUAUAUUUACAUUUAUUAAUUCAGUGACAGCAGACAACUAAACCUGCCUUGAAAAUUGAAAUCAACUGCUAACUGCACUGACGCCAUCAACAAUUAUGUGACUUGGAUUCUGUCCCUUGUUUGUGCUGCAGAAUAUUUUAUAAACGAGGGCCUCUUGCUGUUUUCCUGAAGACCUUUGUACUCAAACCUGUGAUCAAUAUUGUAGCUUUAUUCUCACUGUUAACUAUAAAGAUGUGAUUGCUCUCAA
Messenger RNA from Platichthys flesus (European flounder), 5194 nucleotides. It is a transcript of the gene rfx1b, whose product is annotated as regulatory factor X, 1b (influences HLA class II expression). Gene Ontology annotation, biological process: regulation of transcription by RNA polymerase II. Gene Ontology annotation, cellular component: nucleus. The record is from RefSeq and is a predicted model, not a curated record. Gene Ontology annotation, molecular function: DNA-binding transcription factor activity, RNA polymerase II-specific; RNA polymerase II cis-regulatory region sequence-specific DNA binding. The transcript is spliced from 17 exons. Lineage: Eukaryota; Metazoa; Chordata; Actinopteri; Pleuronectiformes; Pleuronectidae. Bases 988 to 3507 code for a protein of 839 amino acids.